AUGCGCUUUGGAAUGGCCAAGUAUACCGACUGGGUGGACCUGAUGCGGCCACUGGCGAUAACGGUUUUGAAGGCCAGGUUGUGCUCCACAAGACCGGGCAAUGCCCCCAGUACGGUCAUGAUUCGCCGGUCGAGAACCAUUCCCUUCACGCACCUUGUCGGAGAAGGCAGCCCCAUCAGCGCAGAGUCCCAGACGUGCCAUCGGUCGGCAAGGAUUGCGAGAUGCCUCGCCUCCCCGUUCUUGACUGCACAAGUGAUGUUCGCCAACGUUUCGAUCGUCGCAAGAUAUUCGCGUUUUCGAGCAGCCACCUCCGUAACCGCCACCGUAACCGCCACCACCGUAAUCUCCGCCGUAACCUCCUCUGUAACCUCCGCCGAACCCGAAAUGGAUAGCAAUGCAAGCAGUGACCUUCAGGUCGUAAUGGAACACGGUGCCUCGCGCGCUGAAACGCGAGAUGAGUUCCACCUUGGCCCACAUGGACGAGCGAACGUAUCCUUUGUGCAUGCUGCGGCUGACCGCUUUAGCAAUGAUGAAAGUGAAGACGAGGACAUGAUGACCACGCAGCUGGCAGGGCUGCAGAGCGACACGGCUGGCAGACUGCUCAAGGACUUGUUUGCGUACUUUGCCAAUAUUUUGGUAACCAUCAAAACGCUGGACAUCGCGUUUUCUCGAAAUCUUCGCUCGGGCGCGCACAGCGGCCUCUAUCAAAGUGCCCAUGGCAUCGUCUUACGAGGCAAGUCUCCGAACGCAGACGAUGGAACAUACGACAGACAGUUCCUUUUGUAG
This is a messenger RNA of Fimicolochytrium jonesii, 786 nucleotides long. RefSeq lists its product as uncharacterized. The record is from RefSeq and is a predicted model, not a curated record. Lineage: Eukaryota; Fungi; Chytridiomycota; Chytridiomycetes; Spizellomycetales; Powellomycetaceae. The coding region runs from base 1 to 786 and encodes 261 amino acids. The transcript has 2 exons.